UAUAGGGAACCCGAUUAACCUCCUCACGACAGUUCGCCGCAGACUUGUUGAAAACUUUGCCUGCAAGGUAGAGUGAGCUAGGGUGCGCUGUAAUUACCCACCGACACCCUCAGUUCCUCCUAAUUAGUUUUCCCUUCGUGAGGGCGCGGAUAUGAAAAAAACAUUCCUGUGCACCGUUUUCCUUGCGUUGGUGGUUUCAUCUCAGGCUUGGUCAUGGUCAUGGCUGAUGCCAUGGGGCAGCUCUGAGAGUGCAGAAGACUCUCCCUGGUGGGAGACCUUUGGCGGAGGUGGUGGAGGCUUCAGACCUCCCACAUCGCCUGGCCCUACUGACCAAACAACAGCGGUAGAUUCAUCAACAACCGAAGGCCCCACAACAACUGAAGAACCUACAACAACUGAGGAACCAACAACUACUGAGGAACCAACAACAACUGAACCGACUACAACAGACUAUCCUACAGAAGUUCCAACCACCACUGAAGAUCCUUGGGGUCCGACAACCACUGAAGAUCCUUUGGGUCCGACAACUACUGAAGAAUCUACAACCAGCUGGCCAAGCUGUCCUACUCAAGAACCUUGUCCAACAUGUGAGCCGGCAACCUGCCCUCCCGUCGACGAGUGCCCAACACCACCACCCUGCGAUUGCUCCACCACUGAUCUAUGGUCUUCAACCUCCUCGGAUCCAAGUAGUAGUCCGAUUUCUUCAUCUGCCACAUCCGCCACACCUGCCGCGUCCACGCCAGCAGUUUCAGUGACCCCUGCUGACCCAAGCACAACCAUAGCUCCUUUGCAGAGAUUUUGCCAUCCUUGCGUCCUUACGAGAUGUUCUGUAAGUACCUGGGCACACCACGUGUACGCCCCAGGAUCGUGUGCCCAGUUCUGCAAAUGCGACUUUGACAAAGCGCUGCUGUUCGACUGUCCCAACGGUUUGCACUUCAACGCCCAGCUGGAGGUUUGCGACUGGCCGAUCAGGGCCCAAUGCACUAUUCCUCAAACGUAUCUGGGCGGCUGUGAAAAGCUGAUGGACGAAACCGUGCACAUGGGGCCUUAUGACGUCAAGAAAUAAAAUAAAUUCUCUGAUUCCAAUUUUAAAAGAAAAAAAAAUGUGAUCAAAUUUGUGAUAUAAAUUCCAUGAUUUUUUUACAUUACUGUGUUACUGUCUCAUUACAAGGCUAAAUUGCAACUCUAUUUGUGUAAAUAUAUUAUUGCAAACGUUGAUUGUAGAGAAUGCUUAUAUUUGCCAAAAAUAAUUUCCAAGUGUCAAUCCCUAUCCCCUAUUUUAGCUUGCCAAUAAUGUAUUUAUUUUGAAUCCACGUUGCUUAAUAAAUCAUGAAUAAAUAAUAAACAAAUAAGGAUUUGAUCGAAUAAAUAUAGUAUUAAAUAAAAUGACAUUAUUUUCAUAAUUUGCA
Neocloeon triangulifer is the source of this 1409-nucleotide messenger RNA. RefSeq names its product multiple epidermal growth factor-like domains protein 9. The record is from RefSeq and is a predicted model, not a curated record. Bases 152 to 1066 code for a protein of 304 amino acids. Gene Ontology annotation, cellular component: extracellular region. The transcript is spliced from 2 exons. Gene Ontology annotation, molecular function: chitin binding. Lineage: Eukaryota; Metazoa; Arthropoda; Insecta; Ephemeroptera; Baetidae.